CCAGGUGCCUUUUCCUCCGGGCAGCCCAGGAUUCUCCAAGAGGACAAUGGAUUCUGGAACUCGCCCAGUUGGUAGCUGUAACAGCCCUGCAGGGCUGUCACGGGAAUACAAACUAGUGAUGCUAGGUGCUGGCGGUGUAGGGAAAAGCGCCAUGACCAUGCAGUUCAUCAGCCACCGAUUUCCAGAAGAUCAUGACCCCACCAUUGAAGAUGCUUAUAAAAUCCGGAUCCGUAUUGAUGAUGAGCCUGCCAAUCUGGACAUUUUGGAUACGGCUGGACAGGCAGAGUUUACCGCCAUGCGGGAUCAGUAUAUGAGGGCAGGAGAAGGGUUUAUCAUCUGUUAUUCUAUCACCGAUCGGAGAAGUUUCCAUGAAGUUCGGGAGUUUAAGCAGCUGAUUUAUCGAGUUCGCCGUACUGAUGAUACUCCUGUGGUUCUUGUGGGAAACAAGUCUGACCUAAAGCAACUAAGACAGGUCUCCAAGGAAGAAGGAUUGGCUUUGGCCCGAGAAUUCAGCUGCCCCUUUUUUGAGACAUCUGCUGCAUACCGCUACUACAUUGAUGAUGUCUUCCAUGCUCUCGUACGGGAGAUACGUAGGAAAGAAAAGGAGGCAGUACUGGCCAUGGAGAAAAAAUCUAAACCCAAAAACAGCGUCUGGAAGAGGCUAAAAUCACCAUUCCGGAAGAAGAAAGAUUCAGUAACUUGAAAGGAAGCUGGGAAGUGUGUAUCUGUGAACUGCAGAGCUUAAUCAAAGCAGUCCAGUAACCUGCAUUAGUGAGCGUGGUGCUCGUUCUUUCUCCUGCUAGGACCAUUAUUUUAAAAAUAACUGAUGAAGGGGACAAACCCACUAGGAGUUUUCAGUGAUGCGGUAUUUAAAAUAUUGUGUCUCAGCUAAUUCUGAUGUUAUUAACCCAGUGGAGCACUGUCUACUUUUAAAUCGUCACAUUAGAAUUUGAUCUGCCACUGUUUUGGGUUCUGUUGCUGAUAUUAAUUAAUUAAUGUAAAUGUUUUAUACCCAGGGGAAUACGAAUGCCAUGUACAUCUGACUCAGCUCACAAAAGGAAUUUUUUUGCCAUGCACUAUUCUGCAAUCUCUUUCAACUCAAUUUCCUGGGACUAUCCUGGGAAAGAACCUCAGUCUUUACUAAAAAAUUCAUGCUGUGCUUCCUGGAGACAGAACAAAAAUCUUAUCAGGGAAUCAGUUCUAAAGAGAUCAUUGCUAAAGUUCAGCAAAUAGCUGUGGAACUUCUGUUGUGGAUUGUGGAAUUAUAAGAUUGGGGAAAUCAGGCCAUAUGUUUUCACGGGAACUUGGCGAGAAAAAGGUGGGAUCAGAACGGUGUUCCCCAGAGGAGCCUGUUUUUUCUAAGUACACAUAUGACCUAAAUGCACUGGGAUGCAUGAGAACAAACAGAAGCAUAUAAAAUGUAAUGAAGGCUUCUUCUGUGAGGUUAUUUCUUUCUUCCUUUCAGGGUUUUGCCUUUCUUUACCUUCAAAGGUAAAUAAACACUUUGGGAACCAUUACUGGAUUACAAAACUCUUGGUUAAUCUUAAUCCUUGGUUAGGACAACCGUGGCCUUAUACAGGUUUGUUUUUCCCCCAGAGAUGGACACACCAAUAUAUUUACAUUAAUUGCUUCCUAGUGCUUUCCCUUAGCUUCCCUACUCUCUAGAAGAGCCAGGCCUGGCAAAAUGUUUUUUAGGCCCUUUGUCAGACCAAUCGCAUUUUCCAUACAGAAAAAACAUCAGGAUUAGUAAAAUCGUGUAUGUGCCUCGUUGAAAUAGACAAUCACUAGACUCAGUGUUCUACAAAAGCCUGUAGCAUUUCUGUGUAAUGAGCCAGUCUUGAAGCUUUAAAAUUGCCAUGCGUUGAGUUUCUCAUUGAAGAUUUCUUUCUUUUGUUUUUGCUUUUUAUGGCCGAACCCAUGGCAUUUGGAGGUUCCCAGGCUAGGGGUCAAAUCAGAGCUGUAGCUGCUGGCUUACGCCACAGGCACAGCAACGCAGGAUCUGAGCCUUGUCUUCGACCUACACAGCUCAUGGCAACACCAGAUCCUUAACCCACUAAGCGUGGUCAGAGGUCAAACCUGCGUCCUCAUGGAUGCUGGUCAGAUUCGUUAACUGCUGAGCCACGAUGGGAACUCCUCUCACUGAAGAUUUCUUUACAAGGACUUUGCUAAGUUCACGUCAGGAUUUUCUGAGCCUUGACAAAGUUUCAUGCAAGAGAAUACCACUUUGAUAACUGUGUACUUGAGAAACUAUCCUCUUUUCCUGGGAAUAAUCAGCUUUAAAUAUUGGUGGUGAGCUCUUUCUUUUAGAAUCAGGAUUAUUUUGAUAACCUUAACUUGUUAUAUGUGGAGAUUUAAAUUCAAAAAAGUGCUAAGAGUAAUAUAGCAUAUUUUGAAUAUUCAGUGUCACUAAGAAGUAGUGUCAGUGACCACUUUAAGAACAUGACUUUGGGUGGCACCUCUUAAAAAGUGCACAGCUCCUUACUGCUUUCCGUUUUUGUUACGGGCAGGACAGGAUUGUUAAUGUGUUUCCUUCCAUCAGUGGUUUGUGUUCUAGAUUUAAAGAGAAGUGAUGGUUGUAACAUUUUUAGCUGAGUAGUGAUCCCCAUUUGAAACUCCUAGAAAUGUUUUUGCUACCAAAUAGGUCAUGUUUUAUGGUACUCAAGCCAUCCAAAAGUGAAAGAAUGAAUUUGAAUCUAUGCAGGACAAAAAUUGUAUAGGAACCAUAGCACUUUGGAGAAACAUGAAGUUAGAAAAGAAAUACAGUGCAAUUCUGUUGUAACAGUAUUUCACCACAUUUAAACUAGCUUAGAACCUGUGAGGUUUAAUGCCUUAGCUUCUUAUUACUAAUGACCUAGGGAAUUGUUAUUAGCAUCAAGCAUGUAGUUGACAUCUCUGUAGUUAUUCAGGAUAGUCAAGGCAGCAGAGAAGAUUGCCAGGGAAAAAAAAUCUGUAAGACAAGAGGGACUUUUUAUUGUAUAUAAGAAAAAUAACAAACUAGUGUGUUUAGGACUAUCACUGUUGGGAGUUCCUGUGUGACUCAGUGGGUUAAGAACCUGACUAGUAUCCUUGAGGUUGUGGGUUCAAUCCCUGGCCUCACUUAGUGGAUUAAUGAUCAGGCGUUGACACGAGCUGGGGUGUAGGUCACAGAUAUGGCUCGGAUCUGGCGUGGCUGUGGCUGUGGUGUCAGCCAGAAGCUGCAGCUCUGAUUCGACCCCCUAGUCUGGGAACUUCCUAUGCCACAGCUGUGGCCCUAAAAAGGAAGGGAAAAAAAAAAAAAGACUAUCACUGUCAUAUAUUUGAUCAUUGGAUUAAUUAGCCCAUCAAUUAGUAUUGAGAAUUCUAUUCAUGGUGCUGAAUAGUUUGAGGGGUAUAAUAUUGUGUAAGUCAUAGCUCUAAGUGAUUGUAUAGUGUACAUAAAUUAUAAUCUCUAAAUAGUCAGCUUUAUCUAAUUCGAGGGCAUUAAAAUCAAUUACUGCCUGGAACUUUGAAGAGAGAAAAAUUCAGGGACAAGUUGAAAAGCACUGGAAUUGUUCAUGUCCAUACCAGAUUGGUAAGUUACAAAAUUUAGAAGCUGGUGUCUAGAAUUAACUGUUUAGAAUUCAAAAGGGGAGGUAUGUUUUAACUUUGUGAUAUAUUAGCAAGAAUUGGUCUACUGUAAUGUUUGGGGAGGAGAGGGAAGAAGUUUUUCACUCAUGCACUUGUAUAUGAAGACAGUUUGUAUGACACAAUACAAAACUUUUAAACAACU
Molecule: messenger RNA, 3748 nt
Organism: Sus scrofa (pig)
Lineage: Eukaryota; Metazoa; Chordata; Mammalia; Artiodactyla; Suidae
Source: RefSeq, a predicted model, not a curated record